UAUCCAUCUCUAACUCAUUGUUAGAGACAAUAGAUUUGAUGUUUCUUUUUUAUGGUUUUGUAAAUCGAUAUAAGUAUUCAUAAAUGAUUCAGUUUCAUAGAGUGUUAGUUCUUUCUUUUGUAUAGAGUUAUUUUGUAUAGAGUUUAUUUAUGUAAUUUAUCCUAUGGUGGUACAGGUCGAAGGAAGAAAAAUGUCUCACAUGAAGUUUGAGCAUCCCAGACACGGUUCCCUUAGAUUUCUUCCAAGGAAGAGAGUUACUCGUCACAGAGGAAAAGUGAAGGCUUUCCCUAAGGAUGACCCUACCAAGCCCUGCAAGCUCACUGCUUUCUUGGGUUACAAGGCUGAUAUGACUCACAUUGUUAGAGAAGUCGAAAAGCCCGGAUCCAAACUUCACAAGAAGGAAACUUGUGAGGCUGUGAAAAUUAGUGAGACUCCUCCAAUGGUUGUUGUUGGAGUCGUUGCUUACAUUAAGACUCCUCGAGGUCUUCGUUCUUUGAGCACUGUUUGGGCACAACAUUUAAGUGAGGAGGUCAGAAGAAGAUUCUACAAGAACUUUGCCAAGUCUAAGAAAAAGGCUUUCACAAAGUACUCAAAGAAGUACGAGACUGAUGAUGGAAAGAAAGAUAUCCAAUCUCAAUUGGAGAAAAUGAAGAAAUACGGAACUAUCAUCCGUGUUUUGGCGCACACCCAGAUCAGGAAAAGAGACAGAUUCCAUGAUUUCCAAAUCCUUAACCAAACCAACAUACGAGACGUUUAA
Messenger RNA from Papaver somniferum (opium poppy), 757 nucleotides. RefSeq names its product 60S ribosomal protein L3-2-like. The transcript has 4 exons. The record is from RefSeq and is a predicted model, not a curated record. Bases 164 to 757 code for a protein of 197 amino acids. NCBI's taxonomy places the organism in Eukaryota, Viridiplantae, Streptophyta, Magnoliopsida, Ranunculales, Papaveraceae. Gene Ontology annotation, biological process: ribosomal large subunit assembly; translation. Gene Ontology annotation, molecular function: RNA binding; structural constituent of ribosome. Gene Ontology annotation, cellular component: cytosolic large ribosomal subunit; ribosome.